Acanthochromis polyacanthus (spiny chromis) is the source of this 2355-nucleotide messenger RNA. Its product is annotated as reticulon-4-interacting protein 1 homolog, mitochondrial-like. Gene Ontology annotation, cellular component: mitochondrion. Gene Ontology annotation, molecular function: oxidoreductase activity; zinc ion binding. The record is from RefSeq and is a predicted model, not a curated record. Bases 319 to 1632 code for a protein of 437 amino acids. The transcript is spliced from 9 exons. Lineage: Eukaryota; Metazoa; Chordata; Actinopteri; Pomacentridae.
CUACCGUUGUGAGUUCAAAGGUUAGCUUGUUUGGUAACCUGCAUGUUGUUGUAUGCCUAGCAGGGGAAAGGUGUGUUAUCUGUGGAUUUUUGCACCAGUAGUUCCUUAUUUUGCUUAAUGUAACACACAAAUGUGUUGUCGCUUAUGUAUUUAACCUGUAAUGUCCGUGUGUGCUGCGCGCUGACAACCCGGACAUGCUAAUGUUAGCCCUGUAGCUGCCUAGCUUGGUAGCUAGCUAGUUUGGUGACAAGCGUCCUAAAUGUCAAAUUGUAUCGAAAGCUGACCUUGUAGGCACAGACAGCUGGAAGAACGAUUCGCAUGGCUUCAGUCAGAGCUAUGGCUUCAACCAGUCUCCUGUGUUUGUUCAACGCGAAGGCAGCAGGCUCGAUAAAAACAUUAUCCAGGGCAGGAUGCAGUGUGUGCUUCAGGAGGAAUUUCUCCAGUUCACCUUCAAGACUGCAAAGCUGCAUGUCAGCCUGGGUCAUUGAUCAGUAUGGCACUAAUGGGGUCCUGAGGUACACAGAGGAAAUCACAAUGCCCACCAUCAAUUCUGCUAGUGAGGUGAUGAUUAAAGUCUAUGCAGCUAGUCUAAACCCUCUUGAUGUAUCUAUGAGGGGUGGCUAUGGAGCUAAACUGAUGAAGUUAAGAAGGGAUCCAUUUUCUGCGAUGAGCGACGAUAAUGAGUUUCCCCUCAUUCUUGGUCGGGAUGUGUCUGGUGUAGUGGUGGACUGUGGAUCUGGGGUUACCCACUUUUCUCCAGGGGAUGAGGUGUGGGCUGCUGUACCCCCAUGGAAACAAGGCAGUCUGGCCGAAUUUGUGACUCUGACAGAGUACGAGGUUUCCUACAAGCCAAAAUUACUGAGUCACAUCGAGGCAGCGUCCAUCCCCUACGUAGCCAACACUGCUCUGUCUGCACUCGUGAAUGCAGGUGGUCUUUGCAGAGACAACGCUUCAAAUAAAAGAGUUUUGAUCACUGGAGGAUCAGGAGGUGUUGGAACAUUUUCCAUUCAGCUACUGAAGGCUUGGGGAGCCCACGUAACCGUUACGUGCUCUCAGAAUGCUGAAGGCCUUGUUAGAGGGCUCGGGGCUGACGAGGUGGUGGACUACACAGCAGGAGAUGUCGCUGAAAAACUAGAAACAAUGGAAAAAUUUGAUGUUGUUUUGGAUGGCGUGGGUGGAGAUACAGAGGAGUAUGCGAUGGGCCUGCUGAAGCCCUGGUCUGGGGCAAAAUAUGUCACGCUGGUAACACCUUUACUCCUCAACACCGAUUCCAUGGGCCUGUUAGAUGGGACGCUUCAUGCCGGCUUCACCCUCCACAGUAAAGCCAUUCAGAACAUACUAUCAAGCGGAGUCUUCUACAGGUGGGGGUUUUAUGCUCCGGAUGGGCCCGCUCUGGAUGAGGUCAGCCGGCUGGUGGAUGCAGGGAAGAUCCUCCCAGUCGUGGAGGCCCAGUUUCCAUUCACACAGGUGCCUCAGGCUUUUCAGAAAUUGGAGCAGGGCCACGCCAGGGGGAAGACUGUAGUCAGGGUGACUGAGGAGGACGACGAACAGACUGAGGAGCUGGUGCAGAGCAGCCGCUUAGAGACUGCAGAGUCGGAGCAAGAAGCGCAAGAAACAGCCAAACAGAACUAAGAGGAGAGCUGCUCCUCUGAUCCUUCUCACCUCUGCAAGGCUACACUUGACUGCUGCAAACUGUAUUAUCCAGAGGUAGCGGUGUGUUGUGCAGCAGACUGAAAGCGUGACGUGUGCUCGUAAUGAGAGCGAGCUGGAGGCUGCAGCUCUUGUUAAAACUUACGCCUUCCAGGACUGUCUUGAAGUUUUCACAAGUUGGUUGAGUUAUGCUGCGUUCGUGUCACAGUGGGGUUACUAUAAUUACCACCUGCUGACCCAUAAAUACCAUUCAGGUCAGAAUCCAGCUGGGAAUAGUAACCAGGUAUUUGGUUGCUUGCUGGAAUUAAUCCAACAUGAAAUAUGUCUGUUACAAACAGAAGCAGCACUACAAGGCUGGUGACUUUUUCCUUUUCAUUUGCAUAAUCUCCUUGUUAAGUCGUUGAACUGCCACCAGCGCAAACCCUUUUCCCAUCAUCACCUUGUGUCUCACUUCAUGUGGAUGCUGUACACAGCUACUUAUUCUGAAUACGAAUAUGUCUGUUAAACCUUUGAGAAAUAAACAUCAAAUCUGAAACACUCCAUUUAGUUUCUACAUUGUUGUUCAGUAAAGUGGAGCUCAGUUAACUGUUUCGUGUAAUGUAUUUAAGAAAUUUAUUGACAAAAAUACUUUUGUUACUCUGAAAACAAAAUGAGUCUGAGCUGUAUAGUUUUCAUUAAACAAAAAUAAAAAGACACGAUACAAUA